AUGAAGUUCAACCCCUUUGUGACCUCGGACCGCAGCAAGAACCGCAAAAGGCACUUCAAUGCCCCCUCCCACAUCCGCAGGAAAAUCAUGUCCUCGCCCCUGUCCAAGGAGCUGCGGCAGAAGUACAACGUGCGCUCCAUGCCCAUCCGCAAGGACGACGAGGUCCAGGUGGUCCGAGGACACUACAAGGGGCAGCAGAUCGGGAAGGUGGUGCAGGUGUACAGGAAGAAAUACGUGAUCUACAUCGAGCGCGUGCAGCGGGAGAAGGCCAAUGGCACCACCGUGCACGUGGGCAUCCACCCCAGCAAGGUGGUGAUCACCAGGCUAAAGCUGGACAAGGACCGCAAGAAGAUCUUGGAGCGUAAAGCCAAGUCCCGCCAGGUUGGCAAGGAGAAGGGCAAGUACAAGGAGGAAACAAUCGAGAAGAUGCAAGAAUAGAUGGUUUCCUGUUUGACACCAUUAAAAAACUGCUAAAAUUCAA
Molecule: messenger RNA, 481 nt
Organism: Corvus hawaiiensis (hawaiian crow)
Lineage: Eukaryota; Metazoa; Chordata; Aves; Passeriformes; Corvidae
Gene: RPL26L1
Product: ribosomal protein L26 like 1
Exons: 3
Coding region: 1-438 (145 amino acids)
Biological process (GO): ribosomal large subunit biogenesis; cytoplasmic translation
Cellular component (GO): ribosome; cytosolic large ribosomal subunit
Molecular function (GO): structural constituent of ribosome; RNA binding
Source: RefSeq, a predicted model, not a curated record